AUGACUGAGGCUCUACACGAAAAUAGAGUAGUGAAAGAACUUCUGCAGAAAUUAACUUUUACGCCUGGUGAAACUGCAUAUGCGGUUUCGAGUUCUUGGUUUAAUUCAUGGAAAGAUUCUUUAUCUGAUGAUGAAGAAAAAGUUGGACAUCCAAAAUUACCGGCAAUCGAUAAUUCGCAAAUAGUUAAUUAUUUCGAUAAAAUUCAAGAUGUUGACUAUGUUGUAGUACCUUUUUCAAUUUGGAAUGUUUUAAUAACGACAUAUGGUGGCGGGCCCGUUGUAGAAGUCGAUGUAGGCUAUGACCCUAAAUCUAAAAAAGGUGUUCCCGUUACGAAAUUGCAUGGUUUUAAAAUUCAUUAUGAAGGAAAAGUUGAAAAGAUUAUGAUUUCGAAAUUUUUAAAAGUUACUCAGCUCAUCGAAGCAGCAUGUGCUAAAUUCGAUAUUAAAGACCCUACGGGCUACAGAAUGAGAGAUUAUUGGCAACAUAAACCUGGCCGUUUUCUCUUUCCUAACCAAGUCAUUUGUGAGUACUCACUCUUUGUAAAUACAGACCUCUUGAUAGAGCUGGGCGAUUACCCUGAAGAAAAUGAAAAUUCAGAGUCGACUCAAUCUCCAAAUACUCAAUCACAGCCUACAGCUUCAUUUCCUCACGUAAGAGCUACCUUCAGCGCCCAAAUGGUUUUGACUAAGCCAGAAUUCAAAAAUGGAAUCAGAAGAGAUUCACAACAAUAUAGAAUGCGCGAACCAGGGAAACUGACGGCUCUGGAUAGAGCUAAGCAAUUCCAGCAAUUACAACAGAUGCAGCAGAUGCAAAUUCAGCAGCAACAAGCUCAAAAAGAAGCUUUUCCAUCAGUUCAUAAAAAAGAAACGAAUACGACAUCCGAUAAACCUCAACCUCAAGUUAAUUCUAGCGGUGUUACAUUUGAAAGGUCUUCGCACCCACGUAUUCAACUGGGAACUCCAAAUACUAGUUUUGACGCUAGAGUUAGUUGCCCAGCCAUACGACCUAGGGUAGAAGACCAGCCUUCAACGCACGUACCUGGACUUCGUGGAAUUAAUAAUAUAGGCAAUUCCUGCUACAUGGGCUCUGUUUUACAAUGUUUAUUACAUCUCAAGCCUCUGAUGAACUACAUGCUUGAAGACUCAAGCCACUUAGAUCCUAACAGUAAAAUAAUGACCGAAAACAUGCAGAAAUUUGCAGAUUUCUUCAGAUUAUAUUACAAUGACUUAAAAGUCGGGCCAAUGAAUCCAUCAGAAAUCAAAUUGCUCGUAGAAAAAGAAUCCCCAGCUUUUCAAGGCUGUCUUCAACAAGACGCCCAUGAAUUUUUGACAAUUUUACUCGAUUCACUAAAUUCUACAUCAAAAGACAAACAGAAAGCAUCUACAUUUGUCAGUAAAGACAAUUACUCAUCAGAUUACGAGCGAGCCGAUGACGAAUGGCAUCAACACCUCCAAAACUCGAAGAGCAGCGUCAUUACAGACAUAUUCCAUGGCCAGACGAGAUCCUCAACAAUUUGUCCUCACUGCAAAGGCGAAACAGUUCAGUUUUCUCCGUUCACAUCAAUUUUAUUACAAUUACCAGCUCCAAAAACACUUUCCUCCCCAUUUGUGUUUGUUCCUCUUGAUCCCAAGCAGCCAAAGAGCUCAAUGCGAAUCCCACUUUCCAAUCCUACGGCAGAUGCAGUCACUUUUACAGAAGAUUUGUCCAGAUUCCUCAAUAAACAGAUCUCCUGUGCAUUUGGUACCCAAUCCAACGACUUCUCUGUCGAAUGGAGCCCAGGACCAGAGCAAGGAUUACGAACAAACUCAUUAAUUGUAUAUGAGCUUUCCCAGGACGACCAACUCUAUGCCUCCGUUAAACUUGCAGUCAAUACGAACAAGAUGGUUUCUCUCAGAGUUGUCGAAGGUCCAUUUUUGGUCCCAAUUCCUGGUCCAACCUGCAAAUCCGAGGAAGUCCGCUGUUGCUGCGAAGAAUACUUCAAAUACUUAUGGGAACAGACCGAUCAGUCCUUCAUUCCUCCAUCAUUAUCCAAUAUUUUACCAAGUAUUCGGCCAAUUAAGAAAUCUGGCAACCAAAAAAUCACCAUUGAAGUUCCGAAAUCACUUUUCUUGAAGACGAAGAAGUUCUAUCCACCAUCAAACAUCAAACACAUUGCAGGUAGAACCGUAACAGCCAUAAUUUCGGAUACAGAAGAUGUUUCAUGGCCAAGAGUUGUCAGAAACAUUGUAAACAACCAAAGUGCAGCGCAAGUUCGAGAAGUCGACAUCCAAACACUCAUUGACGAUGCCGCGAGACCAACAGAGUUCAAUGAGAUGUGGAAAUGCGCUUCUUGCAAUGAAUGCGUGACUCCGAGAAAAUCAGUAAAAAUUUGGCGACUUCCGAAAGUUCUGAUUUUCGCUUUGAAGAGAUUUGACUCUGUGAAUGGAAACUCAAGGAAGAACACUAUAUUGGUCACAUAUCCAGAUAACUUGGAGAUCAGCGACAUGAACGGAAAACAUACAUACGAACUGUCCGCAGUUAUAGAACACGGAGGAAGAAUUGCUUCAGGACAUUACACAGCACACGCAAAAUUGAGUGAUAAUGUAUGGGCAGAAUUUAAUGAUUUACAGGCAAUGAGAUGCUCGUCAUGUUUGGUAGCACAUAACCAGAAUGCUUACAUAUUGUUUUACACUAGAACUUCUGAUUAG
Molecule: messenger RNA, 2688 nt
Organism: Trichomonas vaginalis G3
Lineage: Eukaryota; Parabasalia; Trichomonadida; Trichomonadidae
Product: ubiquitinyl hydrolase protein
Exons: 1
Coding region: 1-2688 (895 amino acids)
Biological process (GO): protein deubiquitination
Molecular function (GO): cysteine-type deubiquitinase activity
Source: RefSeq, a predicted model, not a curated record